Messenger RNA from Caenorhabditis auriculariae, 13324 nucleotides. Lineage: Eukaryota; Metazoa; Nematoda; Chromadorea; Rhabditida; Rhabditidae. The record is from the annotation of a GenBank genome assembly.
AUGGACGAAGAGCUGAAGUGUGCGUUUUGCCGCCGAUUUUUCGACGACCCGAUUUUGCUCAGCUGCGGUCAUAGCUAUUGUCGGCAAUGCGCUUUGAAGGUGGGCAAUAACUUUUCUUUUUUUUAAUCUUUGCUUUUUUGAGAUUUUUGAAAAGUUUUUUGAAAAGAGAUUUUUGAAAAGCAAUAAAGUUCUGUAGAAGUAAUGAAGUUCUGUAUUUUUUUAUUAUGGGGAAGUUUUUUUGCGCAAAAAUUGUUUUAGGGCGGUUUUUUUGAAGUUAUUCGAGGUCUAUUAUGAUUCUAUUUCUGAAAAAAAUUUGAAAAAUUAUCAAGUCAACAUUAUUCAGCUGCGAAAAGCCGAAUAAAAAAAUGAAUAUACCAUUUUCUCAAACUUCAUGUUACUACUAUACUCCAGAAACACAAUGGGAACCAGAAAACUAUGAAAAACAAGGAAAUAUGGUUCCGCAUUUUUUCGCGGACACUGGCUGUGCGAAAUAAUAGUUUUAGAAAUAUUUUUUACUUACUAAUACCGUAAAAAUCAUUGAAAGGUUUUCACUGACUACAAAAAGCAUUGGUUUGGAAUGGAAAUCGUGAUAAGUUUGGAGCUUUCAAAGACUUUCGGAUCUGUUUUAAAGAUAUCAUGUUUAAAAUACCCCCUCUACAGAUCCACCAACCAUGCUCGAUGGCGGCGUCAACGGCGACGCCAACGAGGCCAUCGACUCCCGGCGCGAUUUGUCCACCGACGCCGUCGCUCUUCAACCAGAUCCUGUCCGGCAGUCCGCUGUCGCCGCAAUGCAGCAGUGGUCAGCCAUUUUUUUUUGCAUCACAUAUGCUGUGUGCCCUGGUCGGCUCGGCUCCACCAACAAAGUGGACAAUUCGAAGUUUGGCAGACCGAAAGAAAAAAAAUAGAAUGAGUGGUCACCCGACCAAUUGGUGCUUAUAAUAUUUGAUGAAUGUGUGGCGGCGAGGUCAAAUGCCAAGUUUUUGAAUUUUCUUCUCUUUUGAUCGAAACAUUCAUUUGGUUUAAUUUUUAUCAUUAAUAUCAUCAAUUUCUUUCAAACUUUUAUUUUCUAAACUCAAAAUUGGAUCAUACAUCUCUGAUUUUAGGAGCCUCUGACACAAUGUCCCUGUGCAUAUCUGACGGCGACCAUGAAAGCGACAAACUUUCGGUUGUUUCUGAAACUGAUUCCGGCGUGAUCUGUGGUCCUGGAAGUGCUGGACGGCCCAGUCGGCCUUCGUCGAUCAUCGGCCCGCCGUUGUCGUCGUCAAGGCUUCCGAGCAUCCUGACACCUUCGACGAGUGGUGUUCAACUUGUUUGCGGUACUUUUUUUCCUUUUUUUAAUGCUGGUUAUUUUUAUUUCAAAAUGAAAAAUAUAGUAUUUAUUUUUUUUGAUCACGUUCCUUAUAGGAUCCUGCCAGAAAUCUUCGUAUUACUGCGACGAGAAUGCAAUCGCUAACGCCCCUUGCAACAUUGCCGUUCAAAAUGUUAUUUCCCGGUACUUGAACCAACACCCGCACUUGGCGCCUAAAGAUCGGCCACUGACCCCCUCGGAGCAAGAAAUAUCAAAAACUGAAGCAUCCUGUCAGGUUUGAAAUUUUUUAUGGUUUUCAAAUAAUAUUCUAGUUUUUAGCUCUGCGAUGGAAGAAGUCGUGCAGCGACUGUAUUUUGCGAACAGUGCGAGAUUUACUACUGUACGCCGUGCCAGACGGCCCUACAUCCGGCGCGAGGACCUCUGGCGAAACAUACGAUGGUCACGCCGGAGAAACGGUUUUUUUUAUACUGAAAUCAGUGAAGACCAAAUUGGGUUGAAAAAUAGUUAGUUACAAAAAAGUGAGACCAAAGAUCAGUUAUCAAAAAGUUAGGCAGACUAAAAAUCUAUUAUAAAAAAAGUUAAGCAGACCCAAAGUCAUUUUUGAAAAGUUAAGCAGACCAAAGUUCAAUUAUGUAAAAGUUAAGCAGACCAAAAAUCAAUUAUAAAAAAAGUUAAGCAGACCAAAGUUUCAUUUUUUUUAAAUGCUCCAUCUCCUUCAAAUACGAUGCUUUCAGAAGAGCAACAACUCCGAGAACGACGAGAGAUGUUCUGAAGUGUGUAGUUCAUGCGUCGGAGCUGCUCACAAUGUACUGCCUCGCAUGUAAAACGCCAGUCUGUUCCAGAUGUUUGCAGGUAUAUGGUCUCCUUAACUUUUUUUCUUAUGUUUGUUUUUUAGGAUAUUCGGCACAUGAACCACGACGUUCAAUCGCUUGCCUCGACGUCGAAAGCUCACAAGGUGGGGGUUUUUUUAAUCAUAUGAUUUUUUAGAAUAUGGGAAGUUGGUGAGAUUUGAGGGGUUAUACUUUUUUCUGUUUUUUAAAUCUCUUCGGCUCAAAUUACCAACGAUUCUGAGACAAGAACGUCCUUGCCAUUCAAGAAUUGAUUAGCUAAUAAGUCAAAAAAGGAAUGGCAAAAAAACGGCCUCAACGCGGUAGACAAAUAGGCGCCGCCUGAGCAUUUGUGCCUAGGAGUGCGCCAACCGUAAUAAUUAGCUGAGGUUUCGGUGGUUCUGUGCGGUAAUUUCGGCUCGAACGUCAAGGGCGUCCAUUCAUUUAUUUAUGUUUUGUUCUUGGCCGGUUGGAAGGGAAACUCAUUAGGGUACACAACAAAAGGAAAAAGUUCGGGAAAAUCCAGAAAAGUUUCAUUUUCAAAAAUUGCUUCAUACGAUUAGAUUGAGCUUCAUGUACCGAUCGCAAAUGUAAAACACUGAAAAUUGGCUUUUUUUUCUCGUUUCUCUGUUGUUUCGAGCUUAAUAUUGCAGUUUUUUGUCGGUCUAAUCAAAGUUUUUGACGAUAGAAGGGAGCGGAAGGUCUAGAAAAAUUUUGAAAAAUUGUUUUCUAUGGAAAAAAGUACAACGAAAACCCUCAUUAACCACUUGUAGAAAGCUUCACGGGUUGAGUUGAGUCAAGCAUUAAUGUUUAAUUCGACUCGAAUCGCCAAUCUGACUUGGGAAGGUAAACGGUUGGUGAGAGGCUAAUUAACGAGCGGAUGCGUAGGGAUUAAUGGCGCGAUGAGCAUCCGCCAGACAUAAUCUGUAACCGGAUACCGAGGCAACCGGUGUUUCUUACCUGUUUCCUGGGUAAUGAUCGCGUGAACGAGUUUGACCUUUUCCGGUUGUUAUUCUUAUUGGAGAAAGCUAUCAAAUGACUUCAUUGAGAAAAAUAGCUCUCUUAACAUUUGCACUUUACGGAACAUUUUAGUUUCGAAUGAAGAGCGAUUUCAGAAUUGUUUCUAUCGAAACCGUUCCUUUACCGCAUUCAAUCCGAGCAUGUCAACAUUAAACGUUUCUCGGGGCGUUUUCGACCUCUAAAAUCACCGCUUAAUUAAGAAUUCAGGUGUUCAAACUAGGGGACACACUUUGCAUGCGUAACGUAAGUCAAAAAGUCUUCUUGGCAAUUUGGUGGCCGAGUUUCUUCUCCAACGGAGAGGGCAAAUGUCCUUCUUGCGUGAAAUGGCCGCAGAUGACAUGUCACACUAGUGGACCACGGCCGCUUCCUAAUAGCCCUGAGGGAGUCUAAUAAGAUGGAGAAGAGCACCAAGUGCUAUACGAAGAAAGUUUUAGUUUUUUUUGGAGGGGAUUAGUAACUGUCCUAAAAAAAUUUUUAAGAUCAAGUUGGUGAGCUUUAGAGUUAAUUUCAGAUGUUUUUUUUACAAAAACCUUUUUUUUAUCUUCUCAUCUAUUGACUUAACCCAAAGUAGUAGUGUAUAACUAUAUCAGUUGCAUAUUGGUUGGGUAAUCGAAACCGGGUGUAUGGCUAGAGAAUCAGUUUGCAUUGAGGAUUAACUACCGUUGUUUGCCGUUCUCACGACGAUCACUCGUUUUUGGUGGGCAUUGGUUUUGAGUCUGAUUGCUACCAGCUCUUCACAACAAGCAGAAAGUCUGAUAAGAUGGGAGAAGGGGUCGAGUAGGAGAGAAAGGCGAAAUCGAGAAGCUUAUAAGUAUGUGCGAUCGUAUUUCUGCGUCGGCGGACGGACUCGGAACAGACAAGUUACUAUUAGACCUUCUCUCCUCGUAAGACAUUGAUAUUUGAGACGGCUCCGUCCGUGAGCUUCAUAGUCGUUCCGGCUUCUCGCGCUGUUUUCGUUGGUUUUAUAACAAGGGAAAAGGGCUUUGAAUGUUGGGUGAGAAGAAGCGCGAAACCUGGGAGAAACAGCCGAAAAUACUCAUUAUUGUGAGCUCUAUCGAUAACGGUCUUUUAUUUAAUGAAAGGUCGAAAAGAAAAAGUUUUACUUGUUUAAUUGGUAAUCAGAAGAUGAACUGAAAAAUUAACAACCACAAACUUUUUUAAAAUAAGAAUGGGCUGUAGUUCGGUUCCAUCAAUUUCUCAGAUCCUUGGAGAAACUUGGCUUUACAUCCGUUCCCAUUAACGUUUUUUUUUUCUCGCCAUUGACCCAUGUGGUCAUUUCAUUCGAAGUCUUUUUUCCUAGCGUCGAGCUGAGAGAAAGUUUAAUAAGAUAAGAGUUGCGUAAGUCUUGCGGGUGCAAAAAUUAUUACAGUUGUGUCAACCAACCGGAGCAUCUUCCCAGAGGAGAUGUGUAACCUUUUGAGCCGGAUUUUGAUGAAGUUUGAUGGUGAUGAAUGGCCUGAAAAUGUGCCAAAACGUUGCUGACCCUGGGAUUUUGAGCGAAAAAAUGAUACUUUGAACUUUUUUUGAGUUCCAAGGAACUGAGGAGGAAAACCAUUGGGCUAGAACUUUUUCUUUCUAAGUAUUUCAUCCCUCGAACCAGUGGUUUUUGUUCAAACCAAAACGUUGUGCAGAGACAAAGAUAAGUCAGAGUUACGCGAUUGACCGGGUCAACCGCAAGCCAACCACUUUGUGCCAAAGGUGCAAGUCUCACAAUCUUCUCCAACGGCAAGGGUCGAACAAGACAAAUGACGUGUUACUACAAGCCAUCUCGGCGCCAUUUGAUCUCGCAAUUUCGGAACAAGGCAGGACAGGUACAUCUGUCAGGUGCGAGACAUCGUAAACUCCGAUUCGUGACCAAAGCGGCGGUGGCUCUUUUUUCGGAAAAGUGUAACUGGUUGAGCACUGUGAAACGUUGACUUUUGGGCUUCUCAGAGGGGGAGAAAUAAAUUGCGACACUACUGAAUGAAGAGAAAAAAGAGAUCUGCUGAAAAAAACAUUAUCUUGCGCCUCAUUCAUAAAUCUUUCUAACUUUCAAGUUCUGCUAUUGAAUUUCAAGGGCGCUUUUAUAAGUUUUUUUAACAAAGUUUUUGAAGUUUCACAUCAAUUUCAUAGCUUGAAAAUCUCUCAGAAUCUUCUAUUUACCUCCAUUUUGAACUCAAAACUAGAUGAAGACUUUUUUUUUCUCGGCUGGAAAAUAAAAUUUGAGCCAUUCUCCUCCAUUGCGUCACAAGACGGAGACAAUCGGUCAUAACUCCAAUUGUCACCAACGCGUAAACGGUUGACCGAUUAGCAGGAGGGUCUCUUCUUCUCUCCUCAAAUUUCGAGCAGCAUGAUGGAGUGGUUGGAAUGGAACCCAAGAGAGAUGCUCUCCUUAUUAUUGUUGAGAUCAUGGGAUUCGAAUGACAAUAAACAGAAUGGAUGAGCUUUCUUCAUUUUUCUCGAAAAUAUAUUUUCUGAUAGUUCUAAUUCAAGUACAUUGUUUGAAAGGCUAGCUAGAAAAUGGAAAAAUGGCUGUUGAACUCAGAAAAGCCGGGGAAAUCCCAUCAUUUUCGACUCAAAGUAAUGAGCUCAUUGAGCAAACACGUGGACCAGAACUCGUUCAACAAUCGGCAAUACGUCAAACGGAUGUCGAUGCCCAAUUUGCCCCUCGUUAGAACCCACAUUGAUGGUUUUUUUUUCUGGAUGAGAGGACUGUCUUUCGGAACAUCUGCGUGGAAUUCAGUUGAGAAGCUCUUGGGACCCUCAAAAAUGGCUAGAGAUUUUUAAAUUUGAAAAGCAGACUGUCAAGCUUGACUUCAGGGCAUAUACAUUUUCUAAAUUGAACCGUCGAUGCCCACUCUUUUUCCAGCAUUUUUGGAUAGAGUACAUCUUCAUCUCUGAAACUUCUCAAUCGCUAGUCCUCCCCAUAGCAACUGUAAACCUAAACGUUUUGCGCCAGAAACGAGAAAAACUCAUAAAUCGCCAGAGCACUCGCGAGGAGGACUGUGUUUGGUGCGUAAUUAUUGCGGUUUUGGAGCUCCUCGGGACCUUAGGAGAUUUACGGUCGAGUCGCAAAAGAUCGCAUCUGGCGCCGCUCAACUCGCGCAUCAUUUGUCACAGUUUUGUUUGGGAAGGCGACGAAUCGUCGAUGAAUGGGUUAUCAGUUUCUGUACUAAAAAAAAUGGUUGAGAGCUUGGAAAAGUAGUAUGUUCAAACUGAUCAUCUUGUCUCAGAAAACUAGGGAUUUUUUUCAGCCCCCUCGGUCGAAAUUUUGAUGAACAUUUCCUGAAGUCUACUCUAGAACCUUCUGAUUCGAGAACAAGAAAGAAAUCUUUUGCAAUCCUUUUCGUUUUUAAUUUAAAAGCUUCAAAGUUUGCAAAAUCUACUCUAGCUAAAAAUGUCCGCUGCUAAGGCUUGAGACGGCUGUACUACACCUCAAAGUAUAGAAAAAGACCCCACAACUGAUUUUGGAAUUAACCUUGCGACACUGUUAAAAUGAGUAAUUGGCCGCUGUCGACGUGGCGGUUGACAGAUUGCUCGACGUCGCGCAACCACAACAUCUGCCUCGUUCAUAGUUACGCAACCACGGCGCCUUUUCUUAGGUCCAAGAAAAGCGGCGCCGGGAUUAGCGUCGCUGUUUGCAAACCAUUACGCAAACCGGGAUCUCGGCUUACCUUUGUUCUGAAUUUUUGAUCAGGUGGAAAGUGUAAAGUUUGUCGGUUGGGACUCUUAGAAAGGCGAUUCCUCCAGAACUUCUUAAUGGCUCAGAAAGAACGACUUUCCAGUUGAAACUUGAAAAAAAAAUGUAAGCUGCAGUGGCUUCUUUGCAAUUUUGAAUUCGAGCCGCAGAUUCCCAGGCUUCUUCGAAUCCGUGUCACAACAUGUUUAUUUCCCUGUCAAGACAUAAAUGAUGGAUGCUUUUUACGGGAGGAAAAGGACCAUGCCUUUCUUUUUGUUCAAGAUAACGUCCGAGCGUAAUUUCGACUCUCCGGCGGUUGUCCUGCGUUUUGAUUGAUGCCUUCCUACGUUUUUAGGCCCUCCUGGCAUAUUAUACACGUUUAAUCGGAGCUGUGAGAAAUGAAUUUUCGGGUCUUGAUGAAGUAAGGGAUCAGAACCUCUUGAGCUGCAAUGAAAUCUACUUUUUGUACUUUUUGUUCAUGAAAAGUACAUGAAACUAACUAGAGCCCAUAGAAACUUGCUCCGGAUUCACCGGAAGUAUAGCGACGCGACGGGGAAGACGUGAGCCAUGAGGGUCUCAAAAUUAGCCUAAUUCCGACGUCGUCGAAACCUCUUUUCAAACCAAUUCUUCUCCAGCAAGCGUGAAACAACAACGUGAAAAACUCUCAAUCUUUUGGAUUUGGGGAUUCCGAUGAUCGUAUAGUAACGAAAUAUUUAGGGGUUACUGUAUUCAAGUUCCGCAAAAAGUCGUGACAGUGAAAGCUGCUAAAUUUGAGAAAACAAUUUUUAUUUUUUGUUCAUUUUUUUCUCUCUUUUCGUUGUUUUCAUCAGGUUUCUAUUUUUUAGCCUUUUUGAUUGCAUUAUAAACUUUGCUUUUUGGUGGUGGGUUUUUUCUCCAACUAUUGAAAAAUGUAGCUUUCGAGCUGUAUUUUUAAAAUAAGAUCUUCCGAAAAAUCGAGACUUUUCAUGAUAGAGAAGGAUAGUAUAAUAAGGCAAAAAAAUAUUCAAAAAAAGUAGUUUAAUUUUUGAAUAAUAGUUAACUUAUCACUCUAUUGGAAACUUUACCUCCUUUUUUCGCGCACCACUAUUAAUCAUCCUCCUAUAGGAUAGACCCAACAAGACAUAUUGGUUUUCGACACGCGUGCGCGAUAAUGAACACGAAGAUCAGCUGCUUCUUCGAAUUUCCAAUUGUAAAUGUUGCACAAGACAAAUUAUUGGCCUUGCGCACGGUGUAAACCAAUGUUGUAUAAAUUGAUAGGUUUCGGUGCUCGGCUAGAGUUUUUACGGGAAAAUCGACGCGAUAAUUUAUUGGCCUGGUGGUUUUUACAAUGGAGAUGGGAGUUUAAGCUGAACGAGGGAGAUGGCUUUGGAAAGAUCGAAAAUUAUUCCGCGAAAGAAUUUAUUGUUUGAAAUCCUUGUUGAGAACCUCAUAAAGAGAUUAACUUCUUCCGUCGAAGAACUUGUCAAGAAUGUCAAUUUUUUCAGAGUGAACUCUCAUCUACUUUGCAACAGCUCAGCGAAAAAGCGAGGGCGGCGACGGAGGAAAUCGGACGAUUAAAAGCGUUGCAAGAAACGAUUAAUGUAAUUAGACACUGAAAAAUCAAUUAUAAAACUCAUAUUUUCAGAGAAAUUGCGAUGAUUUCAAAUCAAAGGUUUGUAUCGACGUCGACGCGCUCAUUGAACAGCUCCAAAUGCGCAAGGAAAAGCUCAUGAGCCAUGUUGAGGAACAGAGAGAUUUCAAGGUUUUCCAAGAGAAGAAAAAUAAUUCUGGAUAAUGGUAUCCAUUCAGAAACGUGUUUUACGUGAGCAAAUCACUCGAUGCACUGGAAAGUUGGGAAAAACGACGGCUCUCAUCCAAUUUUGUAUCGAAGUCUUGAAAGAGCCCGAUGCGGCCACGUAUAUGCAGGUAUGAACUGUUUGAAACGUACUUUUUUCAACUUUAAAGAAAAAUGAAUUUCAAUAAAAUCUCUUUGAAAAAAUGAAAGGCUUCUGAAAAGAUUUCUCGAAAUUUAGAGAAAAUUUAGUCUUACUGAACUCGAAUGAAGCCAGAAGGCUUAGUAACUCCAGAGUGGUCCCUAUAGGGACAACCUUAAGGACCCUUGGAGAAAGUGACCAUUAUAGAGGUAUAAAUUAAGGUGGUCCCUAUCAGGGUUUAAGGUCUGAUCUCUUAGCCUCUAAAGCUUAAGUGUUCCUUCUAGGGGUCUUUCAAUUUUAUCCAAAAAACGCUCAUUUUGAGUCCCUAGAGGGCCACUAAAGCUUACAAAAGUAGCCCCUAUAGGGGACAGCCUAAUCGACAACUUUUAUGUACUCUACGCGAAGAAGCAUUUCCUUGCGAAAUUAAAUAAAUAAGGUAUUUUCGAAAAAUUUAAAGGCCCCUGUAGGGACCACUCAAGCUUUAGAGGCUGAAGAGUCAGACCCUAAACCCCUAUAGGGGCCAGCUUGAUUAUACCCCUAUAGGGACUACUUUUUCAGUCCCGAUAAUGGUUGUUUUCUCCCUACCCCCUAAAAGAACCACUAUGGAAAUCCUAAAGAAGUCAGAGAAAAUCAGGGAACAUUUGGAGCUGAGAAAAUUGAUUUUCAAAAUAUUUGAGAAAUUUUUUCCAUGAACAGAAGUUAAAAGAUUGAAAAAAUAACGUUUUUUUUUCACGUUUCUAUCCAAGUUUUAACAAAAUCGUUGGACCAAUUAUACUUCUUUUCAGAUUUCCAACGUCUUGCUGCGAAGGUCGACGAGCCAAGAGUUCCUCUGGCACAAGGAAAUGAAAACGAAACCAGAAGUAGAUGAGGAAUUCGUGUUGAACCUCGACACGAAGCCGCUUCUCUACGCCAUUCACAAUCUUGAUUUCGCCCAAUUGAAAGGUAUACCUUUGUCGUGUAUUGAUAACGUUCUACAAAUUAGAGUUUUGGCAUGAUCCUAAAAAAAAUUUUACACGUUUUUUUAGCUGGUCAUGGGUCACGGUUCAAAGGUGAUGCGACAAGAGGUAGAAUAUAGUCGUUUUUUUCUUUGAUUUUUAGUUUAUAUCGUACUGUGUUUCGUGGUCGUUGAGCACCAUACCGUAGACAUUUUUUCCAUCUUUAAUUUGGUUUUACCUUGAAUUUAUUUCAAUUCACUUGGUUUUUGAUUUUUAGGCCAUAAGUUGGAUCAGAAUUUAGAAAAUAUGCUUUGAAAAUGUGUGAAUAAUAGUGUUAUAGCCAAUCCUAAUGCGAUAAAUUAUAUAAAAAUUUUUGAUUUUUUUGUCUUUUUUUCUGCCAUAGAUAAUGCCGAAUUGGAGUAUAAUUUUUUUACGCUGAAACUAGAUUUUAAAUAAGAUUUUUCGGUUUUAAAGAUCAGCGAUCUCACUAAAGACAGUUCAAAUUAAUUUAGCAAAAAAAUAAUAAUAAAAAAAUAAAAAGUUUGGGAAUGGACACCGCAGCACUCGCACCCUGUUACGAUUAUUUUCACAAUUUUUCAAUUCAAAUGAGAAGACAAAUGCACCAGUGAAUUUUCUAUCGGAUUUGGCUGGACUGUUAUGAGUAGGUAUAGCCAUGGAAAAAUUAGCCGUUUUUAAAGAAUUUCGUAAAUCAACCAGAAGAGAAUUGGAAUCUCUACUGUUUUAUGUAGAAAAAAAGGGUCAGAAAAUCUUUUUAAAAAAACGAAAUACGAUUUUUCACGAUUUUAUCGCGGCUAUUUUUCCUGGCUAUCCUUGAUUACACUUGGCUGGACUCAUAAAAACGUGUUUCAUUUGAAAAAGCUGAUAAUUUCAGUACCAGCGCCGCCGGUUAUCGACGCGGCUGAAUGUUCGGCUGAAAAUAACUCGGUGACGGUCGUUUGGCGGCCAAGGCACGACGGAUCCGCCAUCGACGGAUUCGCCUUGGAAAUCGACACCGGCCGGGAUGACGGCAACUUCAAAGUGCGUACAGACUUUCCUUAGAGAUUUCCGAAGAUCUUGUGAAAAAUAGGCAGAAUUUCCUUUUGAAACAGUCGCUCGUAUCUUGAAAAGCGGACGUUUUGAGCAUUCCUAGUGAUGCCUUUAGGGGCUUCACUACUCUUAAGGGACCCCUAGAAGUGCUCAGAAACGUCCGGUUUGCGUUGCCGAGUUUUUUGAUUUAAAUUACGAUGGAGCAACUUUUCAUCUUUCCAUCAUGAGCUUCUGAUCCUAACAACUUGCGGUGGUUCUACAAGAAGCUUUAAAAUUCUGAAAAUUCAAUCUCAGCGUAAUUUAAAUGACCACAUUUUUCCACUUCUCUAGUUUUGCCAGACCUUAAAUGAAGUUUUCAGGAAGUUUACUCGGGUCCCGACACGAUCUGCACAAUCGACGGCUUGCACUUCAAUACGGUAUACACGGCCCGCGUCAAAGCCUACAAUUCGGCUGGCGAGAGCGAAUACAGCGAGCCGAUAUGUCUACAGACGGCUCAAGGUGAUUAAUGGAAGCUAUAAGAUUUAUUGGAAAUUAGAAAAUAUCAAGAAAAGAAGUAAUACUUUUAUUUCAUUUUUCUGUCAUUGUAGCUGUCAAAACCAUCAAAAAUUUCGAAGAAAGCAUAUCUAAGGAACGCUAGAGUGAUCUCUAUAGGGGCUAGAGGAAAAUAGUCAUUAGGAGACGAAAAACUCCCGCCUGAGCCACUGAGCCUUUAGCUCAAGUGGUCCCUAUAGGGUCUUCAAAUUUUUGUUUAGAUUUUAAAAUCAGAUUUUCUCAUAUACUUCAUAACAUAAUCGAUUAGAAUGUCCCCUAUAGGGGCCACUUUUGCAAGCUCUAGCGACCUCUCUAGGAGCAAGUACAGUGGUUUCCAGAGGGGAACCUUCAAGGAUUCCCAAGAUUGCCCCUAUAGGGACCACUCUCGUGUUCUUAAGAUUUACAUCCAAGUGUAUAUUUCAACUUGAAAAUAAGUAAAAGGAAAAAUUCAUUUAUUUUCAGUCGCUUGGUUCCAACUGACCAAAUCGCCGUCCCAACGCGACAUGCUUCUCUCCAACGAAUGCUCGACGCUCAGCGGAUCUUCCCUCGAAUAUCGAACGAUCCUUGGAAGCGUCGGCUUCUCAAAGGUACUUUUAAAACAUGAAAAUUUCGAAAAAAUAACAACGAUUUUCAGGGAAUUCAUUACUGGGAAGUGACUGUGGAUCGACACGAAGGCAAUUCCGAUGUCGUUAUUGGCGUCGCCCAGCCGUCGGUCAACAGGGGCUUGAUGCUUGGUGAGUCGAAGGAAAGCAAUCCUUCUAAAAAAUUGGGUUUCAGGCAAGGACCUCCACGGUUGGUCGAUGUACGUGGAUAGCAAGCGAUCCUGGUAUCUGCACAAUGAAACCCACCAUAAUCGGAUCCUCGGUGGUAUUGGGAAAGGUAUAAUCAUUCAUUUGAAAAUUUAAAGGGUCAGUAAAAAUAGAUGCCGUUCCGUAGAGCUCUAUUGCGUGUCGAACUGUAUAUAGCCCAUCCCGCGCUAGCUUGUCACGUUUUUUUCCUUGCCGAAAAGACCGUAUACCAAAUUAGAUCAAGAUUAGGCAUUUUCGCUUCAAGACCUUUUUUUUGCUUUAUUUUUUAGCAGUUUCGUAAAGCAAAAUUUUGUAUUUACAGAACCUCUUUCUUUUUUUUUGCGCCAAACGCAAUAUACUUGAAAUUACAAUAUUUAAAGUCGGAGAAAAAAAGUUUGAACUUUCGCCAAAAACGCGGUUUGAAAUAAAGUUGCUCUGUGGACAGAACACGUCGUCACUCGGACCUCGGUAACAAGUUUCUGAGCAAUUCUAGGGAUCACUUAAGAGCGCUGACACUACUAAAGUGGUCACUAAGAAAACCCCGACACGUCCUUUUCGCGUUACCAAUAACCGAGAAUUUUUUUGAUUUUUCGCUUUUUUUUUCCGUUCCUUUCCAACUUCAAAUAUUUUUCUGUAGUUUUUUUUCGUUACGCAAUAAAAAUCUCUACAAAUUAUUAAUUUCUUUUCAAAUUCCGUUUUUUCAUAAACCUUCUAAAGAUGAGUUUUAUUUCCAGGCACUGUCAUCGGCGUAAAAAUGGAUUGUGAUCGUGGCCGGCUGGAGUUCACGGUAAAUGACCGGAAAAGGAUUUAUGAGAAAGAUGAAGCGAAUAUAUACGCGUUCAGGUUGGUUUUGAUUUGAAAAAAUCCUCAAAUUUAUGUUUGAUCCUACGAAGAGAAGCUCUUGAAAUUAAAAAAAAAAUCUUCAGGGAAUUAAAAACGCACCAGUUUUUGGGAAUUCAUAAAAUUAUUGACUUUUCCAUUUUUUUUUUUCUAAAUUUUAAGUCUGUUUUCCUUAUUGUAGAUUAGUUCCGUAGCUUCUAGGCUCCUUUUUGAAAGCUCUUCAUUGAAGUUUUCAAAUCUCUGUUGGAAAAUUUUCAGAAAGCCUUGUAAGAAUCUUAUCAAUCAACCAAUCAAAUAAUUUAUUUUGUUGUUUUAGUCAUUAUCAUUUAUUUUUUCAGUAACAUGCCUCGAGGACUCUAUUACCCGGCCUUUUCGGUCAAUGUGAACGCUUCGAUCACAGUUCACACAGGCCUCCGAUGUCCUCCGAGCCGCCCAUCUUCUGAAUCUGACGUCUAG